Cadophora gregata is the source of this 2193-nucleotide messenger RNA. RefSeq lists its product as uncharacterized. The record is from RefSeq and is a predicted model, not a curated record. The transcript has 5 exons. Lineage: Eukaryota; Fungi; Ascomycota; Leotiomycetes; Helotiales; Ploettnerulaceae. Gene Ontology annotation, cellular component: cytoplasm. Gene Ontology annotation, molecular function: 2-dehydropantoate 2-reductase activity. Bases 733 to 1701 code for a protein of 322 amino acids. Gene Ontology annotation, biological process: pantothenate biosynthetic process.
CUCCCUUUGUUCGUGAGUAACAACAGUAGUUCCAUCAUUCCACCUGCUUCAUGCACUUGCUACAAAGAGAAGGAACGACCUUCAACGUGUACCACAACCAAAAUGGCAAAGUCGGACUUUUUGGUACUGAUCUUGAACCAGUGUCAAUCAUUCCGUGUUAUAGAGGCAAAGAAUUGUCUAGUCUUUGGACAACUCGGAAGCCAUACGCUAUCCAAUGUCUGCCAUGAUCUGUUAAAUAGCAUUACCGCCCAAGUCAAACGUGCGAGGACAUAUUGGAAGAGGAGAAAGGAGAUCAAAACUAGCUGCUCUAUGAAAUACUCCAAUUAGUGCAGCCCCAAGACUUCAUCAUUACAGAGUAGACAUAUAAGCUCAAGAGCAGAAAAGACAGAAACCAUUCAUUUGUAGCUGCGGUAGUCAGAGUUCGGGAGUGGGUUUCUGGUAUCUGAUGAAUAUGGAAGGUUUCCACGACACAUAUCACCAAGACAUGGAAGGAAUGGUCCAACAAGCCACAACCCACCCCACCUUUGAACUCGAUUCGGAAUUGCCAUCCUUGCUUGAUUUACUUUACCUGUUGUUCUGAUAUUACCCAGGUAAACUCAUCCGCAAAUUCCUCUGCGGAAGCUAGUUUCUACAUACUUAAUGAACGAGAACACUUCAAACAAUAUCCAUUUCACAAUCCAUACUUAGGUCAAUCGAGAAACGUCUCCAGCCCGCCACGUGAUAUCGUUCAUCAUGGCUGCUAAAUCCAAUGUGCUGCUUGUAGGCAGUGGAGGGGUUGGGACUAUGGCAGCGUAUAAUCUCGAAGCUGGAGGAUUAGCAACAGUUACUGCUGUUCUGCGGUCGAAUUUCAAAGCUGUGUCGGAAAAUGGUUUCACAAUCAACUCGGUAGAUCAUGGGACGGACAUCAAAGGUUGGAAGCCAGCAAACAUUCUCAAUACGGUCCCUACAGUGGGGCAAAAUACAAAACCCUACGACUUCAUCGUGGUGACGACCAAAAAUGUGGCAGAUGUCGGCCCAACAGUAGCCGAGAUCAUAGCUCCUGCAGUGACCGAGGGACACACUACUAUUGCUUUACUACAGAACGGUCUUAAUAUCGAGAAGCCAAUCAUUGCUGCCUUUCCAAAGAAUCCUGUCCUUUCCGGUGUUUCGCUCAUCGGAGCCACAGAGACAUCUCAUUCUCACAUAUUGCAUGACGAUCCCGAUGAGCUCAUCGUAAGCCCCUACGAGAACCCCAACAUUUCCAACGAAGUCUCCAUCGCCGCCGCCAAGAAAUUCGCCGAAAUUUACAGCGCAUCAGGCAAAGUAGACUGCGAGUACAACGACAAUGUAGGUUUCGUCAGGUGGCGGAAGCUAGUCUACAACGCAUGUUACAAUUCAGCAUGUGCUGUUGUCCGUAUGGACACGAGUCGAAUGAGGAUGUACAAGUUUCCAAUUGAAGAUGUAGUGAGGCCUCUAAUGGUUGAAAUAAUUGCCAUUGCGAAGGCCGCAGGUCAUAAUCUACCUGAGGGGAUUGCGGACAAGAUGAUCAAUGCUGAUCCAGAGUUCACUUUCUUCAAGCCGAGCAUGCAGCAGGACAUCGAGAAGGGGAACUUCAUCGAGUUCGAGAAUAUUGUGGGGGAGCCACUGAGGGAGGCAGAGCGAUUAGGGGUUGCAGCACCGAACUUGAGAAUGAUUUAUGGGUUGCUCAAGAUACUGCAGUAAGGUCGAAUUUCCUUGCCUUUUGACUAUGCGAGAUGCCUCGAGAACGCAGAGGGCUUCAUCCGAAUUCCUCUCUUGUAUGAAAAGGAUUGCUGACUUUCGUUCCUCUUGCUUAGAUGGAAAAAUAUGGAGAUAAAGGGUCUGGUGAAAUUACCCGUCUCGCUGCCAGAAUCAUGAUAUUGUCACGACCGCUCAGGACUAGCAUGGAUAUCUGCAGUUAUGAUAGAAUGUUGGGUCUUCGACUGGCAAAUAUGAAUGAUAUUCCGGGAGGGUGAGGAAAGAAGGGAGUGUGAAUGUUGCAAAACGUGCUCGAUUGGCUGUUCUUGAUUGCAUAACCCUGUGGAGCUCCGCUGAUAAACAAUAAGCCGUUGCUGCUCGGACUGGCUGUCUCGUCUCACGGCUCACUCAUACCGCAGAAAAUGGACCUUAUAGACCGGAUAUUGACUUCUUACAAGCAAUAAGGCAUGUGCACUGGAAAUUUGCUGGCCCAGAGGU